This is a messenger RNA of Octopus sinensis (East Asian common octopus), 1075 nucleotides long. RefSeq lists its product as uncharacterized. Lineage: Eukaryota; Metazoa; Mollusca; Cephalopoda; Octopoda; Octopodidae. The coding region runs from base 187 to 801 and encodes 204 amino acids. The record is from RefSeq and is a predicted model, not a curated record. The transcript is spliced from 4 exons.
UAUCAUUGUCAAACAGCAAAAGGAGUAAGCAAAACUGAUGAAGAGGUUGUAAAUGAAGUUCUUCAUUUGCGAACCCCGAAUGAAAUCAUUGAUGAACUAGAAAAUGAUCCCACUUUUUGGGAUGAGAGGAAUGUAAGAUUCGAACUAGCUGCUACUUUCGGAAAACUUCAGUUCGAAUCUUUAAAGAUGAUCGAUGAAAACUUAAAGGUAAUGGUUGCAGGAACUAUCAAAGAAAUAAAACACAUGAAUGUGACGAACUGGAAGAGUAUUUUAGAUUACUUGGACAAAAUUCCUUAUUUGGAAAUGAUGGGAGAGAGAAGAAAUUUCUCUGAAGAUUACAUCAUAAUUCCUAAAACCGAAAUGCUCGAUUUUAAUGACGACUUUGACCAUGGCACGGCAUUUAUGAUUGAGGUUUGGUUCGAGAGACUUGUAAGAAACUAUUACAUCUUGCACGAGAUGAACAUUAAUAUUACCAAAUUAGCAAAUUUUGCUGCGAAGGGAGAAAAAAUCACCGUUUCUAACGCUCUCAUUGGUUUGGACAAAAAACAUAGAGCUUUGAUGGACUUAGCCAUCAUACGAUUUCCUGAUAUCAUGAAUCCUUUCUUCAUGGUGUUUACUGUUCAGCUCAUUGCUUACAGAGAGUCGCUGCGUAUCAUAAUUAUUGAACAUGGAUCGUGCGGGGUCCUCUGCCGGUUCAACUACGCCAGAUAUAAACCCAACGAUGAGUAUAUCAAGAAUCUGAGGGAAGAGACGAAGGAAACUCUGAUUAGGGACAUAAAUUUACUGUUUGAUAUGGAAUAAAAAAAAUAUUCAGUUCUUAACAAGCGUUGAGAAUUUGGGACCUGUAUCAAAACACAUAAAUACACAUAUACAUACACUCAUAAAUAUAUGCACGCACAGAUACACACACAAUCUUUAACUGCAAGCCUCACGUUACGUUAAUAAUUCUCACAAAUUGAUGGUUUCCUUAAUAAAUAUACAAUUUACCUUAUGAAUUGAAAACUUCCGUAUCUAAAGUUUAUUUCAUGUAUAGAAAUGUAAUAAAAACCUUGAAUAAAAAUUGUAAUCGACUGUU